AUGGUCCAUGAACUGAAUGAGAAAAUUCUGAAGCUGAUACCUGGGGAAGGAAGAACUUACUAUAGCUCAGACAAUGUGUGCAAAGCAAGCGUGAAUACUAAUAAGGAGGAUAUAUUGUACCCAACAGAAUUCCUAAACAACUUACGAUUCCCAGGUAUCCCAAACCAUGACAUUCACUUGAAAGUAGGAAGUCCGGUUAUGCUGCUUAGAAAUCUAAAUCAAACUGAAGGCCUAUGCAAUGGUACAAGAUUAAUAAUAACACAUCUGGGUAUUUGGUCUAUUACUGCAAACAUAAUCUCUGGAAAGAACAUCGGUUCAAGAGUUACAAUACCAAGAAUUAUCAUGUCACCAAACGAUUCAAAUUGGCCGUUCAAGCUCAACAGGCACCAACUUCCUUUAGCACCCUGUUAUGCUAUGACCAUCAACAAGAGCCAGGGGCAGACUCUUCAAAGAGUUGGGUUGUAUCUGCCAAAACAAGUAUUCACACAUGGUUAA
Molecule: messenger RNA, 495 nt
Organism: Solanum stenotomum
Lineage: Eukaryota; Viridiplantae; Streptophyta; Magnoliopsida; Solanales; Solanaceae
Exons: 1
Coding region: 1-495 (164 amino acids)
Source: RefSeq, a predicted model, not a curated record